UUUUCGAAACAGUUACAAAAAGAUCUGGAAGAGGUUAAAGAAUUGCUUACGAAAGCCACGAGGAAGCGACUUCAUGAUGUCCUGAUGACUGAGAAACACAAGUUAGAGCUAGAAAUCAAGAAUCAGCCUCCACCAAAGCCAAAAGAUGUGGCAGAGGAAGACAAGUCGUUGCUGGGAGGGUACACAGUGAAAAUAAACAAUUAUGGUUGGGAUCAGUCAGAUAAGUUUAUUAAGAUUUACAUCUCUUUAAAUGGAGUCCAGAAGCUUACAGCUGAGAAUGUGCAGGUGAAUUUCACAGAGAGGUCAUUCGAUGUGCUAGUGAAGAAUCUGAAUGGGAAGAACUACACCAUGACCUUCAACAACCUGCUGAAACCCAUCUCUGUGGAAGGCAGCUCUAGAAAGAUAAAGACAGACACGGUUCUUGUGAUGUGUAGGAAGAAGAGGGAGGAAAAAUGGGAAUGUCUCACUCAAGUGGAAAAAGAAAGCAAAGAGAAAGAGAAGGCUGCCUAUGACACCUCAGAUCCUAGUGAAGGGCUUAUGAACCUUUUAAAAAAGAUGUAUGCAGAAGGGGAUGAUGAAAUGAAACGCACCAUCAACAAAGCCUGGGUUGAAAGCAGAGAAAAGCAAUCCAAAGGGGACAUACCAAUGGAUAUUUGAAAGUACUCUAAGGGCCGCCUUAACAUUGAUCUUCCAUGUGAGACAUGCUGUGCUGCAAAGAUCAUUGCUUACACAACCUUCUUCCAAGCAAAGACAGUCAUUUUCCAUUUUGGGUUGAAGAAAAUAUUUAAAUAAAAGAGCUUAUAAAGCA
Molecule: messenger RNA, 808 nt
Organism: Athene cunicularia (burrowing owl)
Lineage: Eukaryota; Metazoa; Chordata; Aves; Strigiformes; Strigidae
Gene: CACYBP
Product: calcyclin binding protein
Exons: 5
Biological process (GO): heart development
Cellular component (GO): nucleus
Molecular function (GO): tubulin binding; ubiquitin protein ligase binding; S100 protein binding
Source: RefSeq, a predicted model, not a curated record